Closterium sp. Naga37s-1 is the source of this 1077-nucleotide messenger RNA. Lineage: Eukaryota; Viridiplantae; Streptophyta; Zygnematophyceae; Desmidiales; Closteriaceae. The record is from the annotation of a GenBank genome assembly.
AUGGCGCGUGCAGAGGGCAGCAGGGCGCGCGAGGCGCACAGGGCUGCAGGACGUGCGGGGCGCACAGGGCAGCAGGGCAGCAGGGCGCACAGGGCUGCAGGGCAGCAGGGCGCGCGGGGCAAACAGGGCAGCAGGGCGCACAGGGCUGCAGGGCAGCAGGGCGCACAGGGCUGCAGGGCAGCAGGGCGCGCGGGGCGCGCAGGGCUGCAGUGCGCGCAGGGCGCGCAGGGCAGCAGGACAGCAGGGCGCGCAGGGCUGCAGGGCGCAUGGGGCGCAGCAGGGCUGCAGGGCGCGCGGGGCGCGCAGGGCAGCAGCAAGGGCUGUAGCGGCAACAGCAAGGGCUGUAGCGGCAGCAGCAAGGCAGCAGGGCGCACAGGGCUGCAGGGCAGCAGGGCGCACAGGGCUGCAGGGCAGCAGGGCGCGCGGGGCGCGCAGGGCUGCAGGGCGCGCGGGGCGCACAGGGCUGCAGGGCGCGCGGGGCGCACAGGGCAGCAGGGCAGCAGGGCGCACAGGGCUGCAGGGCAGCAGGGCGCGCGGGGCAAACAGGGCAGCAGGGCGCACAGGGCUACAGGGCAGCAGGGCUGCAGUGCGCGCAGGGCGCGCAGGGCAGCAGGACAGCAGGGCACGCAGGGCUGCAGGGCGCGCGGGGCGCACAGGGCAGCAGGGCAGCAGGGCGCGCGGGGCGCAGCAGGGCUGCAGGGCGCGCGGGGCGCGCAGGGCAGCAGCAAAGGCUGUAGCGGCAACAGCAAGGGCUGUAGCGGCAGCAGCAGGGCAGCAGGGCGCACAGGGCUGCAGGGCAGCAGGGCGCACAGGGCUGCAGGGCAGCAGGGCGCGCGGGGCGCGCAGGGCUGCAGGGCGCGCAGGGCUGCAGGGCGCGCAUGGCGCGCAGGGCAGCAGGACAGCAGGGCAAGAGGGGCAAACAGGGCAGCAGGGCGCACAGGGCUGCAGGGCAGCAGGGCGCACAGGGCUGCAGGGCAGCAGGGCGCGCGGGGCGCGCAGGGCUGCAGAGGGUUGGAGGAGAAAGGGGGGGGGGGCGGGGGGGCCUGGUGCUGCAGAUCCCCUCCUGCCUCCCCCUGA